AUGUGCGAUAAUGCUACAGACCACCGAAUCUCCUACAGCUCGAGUCAUAACAGGUUUUAUCCAAUUAAGAGAAGAAUUGACUACAAGACCACUACUAUCUUGUUGGAUGGCAGAAGGGUCAAGCUGGAACUCUGGGACACAUCAGGGCAAGGAAGAUUUUGCACCAUUUUCAGAUCGUACUCUAGAGGAGCCCAGGGAAUUCUCUUGGUGUACGACAUCACUAAUCGCUGGUCCUUUGAUGGGAUAGACCGAUGGAUAAAGGAAAUAGAUGAGCAUGCCCCAGGUGUCCCUCGGAUCCUGGUGGGAAACAGGCUUCACCUUGCCUUCAAGAGGCAGGUGCCAACAGAGCAGGCCCGGGCUUACGCAGAGAAGAACUGCAUGACGUUUUUUGAGGUCAGCCCCCUGUGCAACUUCAACGUCAUAGAGUCCUUCACGGAGCUGUCCCGUAUCGUCCUCAUGCGGCACGGCAUGGAGAAGAUCUGGAGGCCCAACAGAGGUGAGUGGUGAGGAAGGUGCUCCAUG
Athene cunicularia (burrowing owl) is the source of this 522-nucleotide messenger RNA. It is a transcript of the gene RAB40C, whose product is annotated as RAB40C, member RAS oncogene family. Bases 1 to 507 code for a protein of 168 amino acids. Gene Ontology annotation, molecular function: GTP binding; GTPase activity. The record is from RefSeq and is a predicted model, not a curated record. The transcript has 5 exons. NCBI's taxonomy places the organism in Eukaryota, Metazoa, Chordata, Aves, Strigiformes, Strigidae. Gene Ontology annotation, cellular component: endosome; plasma membrane; synaptic vesicle. Gene Ontology annotation, biological process: protein localization to plasma membrane.